AUGACCAACGAGCGGCACGAAGAAUGUAUGUUAAAUCCUUACACAACAAAAGGAAUUAGCAGCAAUCUGCAAAUAACAAGUGAAGCCGCCAUAACCAAAUUGCCAACGGAAGCAACCAGGAUACCAGUUUCUAAGAAACAGCAGGCAUCAUAUCAGAUGCCUCCUUUGAUAUAUCACGACUUGAAAAAUGUUUCGAACGUUGACGAGGACAAUGAUUUGCAAAUAAGUGCAAUGAAAAGACGCGUUGAAAGUUCAUCCGAUGAUAAUGAUUAUUCAGAGUCAAGUGGAGAGCUGCUUAUCGAGAGGAGACAAUCAGGAAAUGCGGACAAAAAAGGGCAAGAAAAUUAUCGUUACAUGAAUAAUGAACUGACUAUGAACAAUGAAAUAAAAAAGAGAGAGCACAGUAAUCAGGAGCACGUAACGGAAAACUCCAAAGUUUCACACAAUCGUCACUAUAGUAAUGGUUCAACGAUUAAGAAAAAGCAAAGCAAUUCUGAUUCCUUGAACGAAGUCAAAAGGGCUGAAACGCCAGAUGCCACCAAUCGUGAACAGCAACCAGCAGCGGGUUCACAUCCAGUCGUAAGAGUACGAACAAUUGGAGACCUUCAACCUAUAUCAUCUAAAGUUAUUAAAGAGAUCGCUGAAAAAGUCAAAGAAAUAGUACUAAAAGAUAUAGAGAAGGGUGUUACUAUAAGGACUGUUGGUACUGCCACGACCGUACGGACCUCUAUAACUGAAGUGUCUAUUCAGACGUCUCCUACAACAACCACUACACCGUUCCCGCAAGUCACCACAACGGAAAAAUCAUCGACAACGAAAAACUCUGAGGUGAAUCCGGUCAUGCUGCAGCUGAUUGAAAUAUUUAAAGAAUUAAAAAAUUUAAAGGAACCUACCACUGCGCCUACGACAAAGGCGAUGCAAGAUACCACUGUGAGUGCAGUAUCAGCGUCACCAACGCCUAUACUACAGAAAGUGCCAACACUCACAGCCACACAAAAAUAUCCCCAACAAAAAUAUGCGCCAAUAUACAACCCGUACUCAAUAAACAGUUCCCCUAUUCAUGAGCAAAUGAUAAACAACGCGCCAUACGCCGCCUUACCAUACAUAACACAUUUAUACAACCGGCCCAUCACUUUACAAACCAACGAUGACCAGAUAGCUCCUCUAGCGAUACAAAUAUCCAAACCUUUAAAGGUCAUGAACCAACACGUCGUCAUCACUACACAAGACCCCUACAUUAAAAUGAAACAAGAAUUAGAACGACAGAGUAAGAAACGCGUCGAGGAUAACUUUCGGAUCCCUCAUUCGGACAAUAACAACAGAUACGGUGACAGAAUUACUUAUAGAAACAGAUUUACUAAGGACAGAGAUAAACCGCGGUAUUAUCGGGAACACAAAGAAAAGGUUCAUCAUCCUGUGGACUCGGGAUUCUCGGGCAGUUUGAGUCACUACUCUGAGAAUGUACCGUACACCGGGAGAUUAAAUCGACAUGAGUAUAGUCAGGCUCUAAGCCAACAAAGCGACGUGGGUAGCAUGGAUAUAAGAAAUCCAAGAGCUCGCGGUUAUUCCAAAUAUGAUAAAUACGAACCCCAAAAGUUCCAUUAUAACUCAGAAAGGUUUGAAAACUGGCCACGAAAUAAUUGGAAAGAAAUGAAAUCAUUGUCAGCUGAAAACAGUUGCGAACAAAUACCCGCUAGGCAUCAGGUGCCCAUUGUAAAGGUGAAGGAGCGGACGAGGUAUGACGACACACACUUCAACAACUUUCUAAAGUCCCAACAAAAGGUGACCGACAUUUUGGAGAAGAUGUUGGCGAAUAAUAUUAAGAAUUCCGCCGGACCGCAGAGCGUUGAGACACCGUAG
Molecule: messenger RNA, 1860 nt
Organism: Spodoptera exigua (beet armyworm)
Lineage: Eukaryota; Metazoa; Arthropoda; Insecta; Lepidoptera; Noctuidae
Source: the annotation of a GenBank genome assembly